Mauremys mutica (yellowpond turtle) is the source of this 2734-nucleotide messenger RNA. It is a transcript of the gene GTF3C6, whose product is annotated as general transcription factor IIIC subunit 6. The transcript is spliced from 6 exons. Lineage: Eukaryota; Metazoa; Chordata; Testudines; Geoemydidae. The coding region runs from base 106 to 798 and encodes 230 amino acids. Gene Ontology annotation, cellular component: transcription factor TFIIIC complex. The record is from RefSeq and is a predicted model, not a curated record. Gene Ontology annotation, biological process: transcription by RNA polymerase III.
CACUCCUAUUUUCCCGCAAUAUUUACACCAAAUUGGGCAUCAGCGCUGCCUCCUUCCCCGCACAGCCCUGCGGCUGUGCCCCCACCCUAGGGCAAGGCGGCAGUCAUGCUCCCCGCGCUUCAGUCAUUGCUCUCUCUGGCCUGGCCUGCAGAGCGUAUUGGAAUCGAGACUGAACGCUGCUGGGAGCAGGAGCAGCUGGUCAUGGUGGAAUUAUCUGGAAUUAUUAAUUCAGACUUCCUAGAAAAAUGUGAAAACAAAUGCAAGAUUUUGGGAAUAGACACAGAGAGGCCCAUUUUGCAAGUGGACAGAUAUGUCUUUGCUGGGGAAUAUGAAGAUACCCUUGGAACCUGUGUGGUGUUUGAAGAAAAUGCAGAGCAUGUGGACGCAGAAGGAAACCAAAAACUACAGCUGAAAUACAAGUGCCACACGGUGAAGAAGCUGAACAUGACACGGACUCUUCUGACUGAAAAGAAGGAAGGAGAAGAGAACAUAGGUGGUGUGGAGUGGUUACAGAUUAAAGACAACGAUUUCUCAUACAGCAGACCUAAUAUGAUUUGUAGUUUUCUGCACCAAAAGGAAGAUUCUGAGGAGGCAGCUCAGGCCCAGGACAAAUUGGCAGAUGAGUUGGAGGGAGAGGUCAAUGACAAAGGGAACUCUGACCUAAAUUACGAACUGGAGAAGCAGAAUAGCAUGGAAAUGGAUGACUCUACCCCUCUCGUUGAUAGCCCUGCCUCUGAAGCAGAGAACUCUCCUUCAGGAAGUGCCCAGGACAUUACUUUAGAUGAUGCUCCUAGGUGAUGUCAAGUCUGCAGCAUCCAGAAGUGAGGAUUAAUGGAGUUAGUUAAUAUUAUGAAUCACAUUUUUAAAGUCACCUCAACUUGACCUCCACUUUAUGUGAGUAAUUAAUAGUGAGUAAUAGACUUGAUUUUAUAUAUAGUAUUGCUAAAAGGACACUAGUUAGUUUCAAAACCUCCAAGUUGAAAAUUAAAAAAACCCAAAACUUUAAACCAUGUUGUGAAUAUUUUUGAAAUAAUUCCUUUAAAAACACUUUCAGGGUUUUUGUUUUUUUUUUGCUCCCCUAUUUGACUAACCAUUAUAAUCAGUUUCUUCCUUGCAUACUGUUUGUUUGGGGGAAAUAGUGAAACUGACAUUUCAUAUCAUGUUAUGUACAAAGUAAACGUUGCAUUGUUUUGCCAACUUGUUUCAGACAGUCAUAGUAAUCUUAGAUGUUUUUAACUAUAAUAAGUACAACAUUUUCAAACAAAAAUGUGACUUUCACACUGACUCUUUUUUCUCUAAAUUAGUGUGUGUUCUCUAUGGAAAACUGUUGUGGAACAGAGUGAAGCAAUGUGGCAUUUGUGGUGUCUUCCGUUCUCCACUAGCCCAUUGUGCUCAUCUUUCUGUUGUUUUCAGUAUUUAAAGUAACAGCACAAAACAGAUUUUUACAUUUCUAAAUGUUACAUAGAUAUGACAUUGGUCAUUUUGGUUGCUGCACAGUGGAAAUAUUGGUGGAAGGUGAACAAAGGAUAGGAUGGAGAAGUGAGUAAGGCUAGCUGGCCCAGCAUUAGAGAUACAGGGCCAGAUCUUCGUCUGGUGUAAUUGGAGUAGCUCCAUUGACUUCUUCCAUCUCUGCCUAGAGUAACUAACAAAAAUGUUUGUGUCCUGGAAUAAAUUUAUGGUGGAGUUUCUAAAUUAGCAUUUAGAAAGGUGUUAAUCGAUUGCCAAGUAGCUGAAGUUACAACAGGAUCACAACUCUAAUCUAGACAUACUUGGUAUUUCUUCCCAGAGCAUUUCCACUGGGAAAAUUGGGCCCUCUAAGAGACUGUCUAAAUACACACAUUGCCCUGGUUUAAAUUACAUCGUGUUGGUUAAACUAAUGCAACUUCUAUAUGUGGAAACUCUUUUAUGUAGGCUUAAAACAAGUUUUUGGUUUGGCUUGCACCUCAGUACGCUUACCAACACAAGGUAAAUGAUAUAAACCAGGUUUAAAUGGCAAUGAAUAUCCAAACACACAAUAGCACUGGUUUAACUGAGUAUAAAAUUACAUCUUUAGUUAACCUCUGUAUGUAGACCAGGUCUAAAUCUCCACUGGCAACAGCAAGAAAAUGCAGCUCUACCAGUGAUAGCAAGAGAACUUUUGCCCUUUCUACACUACAGCUUCCAAUAUUUCCUAGUGUUAGGCAAGCUUUAUGAUACUGUCCUUCUGAUGUGAGAACCAGAAAGCAUAGAUUAAUAGUUUUUUAAACAUAAUUUGGUCUAGUGAUCAUUACACGUGAAGUACUCAAGGACAAAUUCAGAUAUAAAUCAGAGUUAGCAAUGAAGUUUUGGCUACAAGGGAAAACAUAAAAGGAAAAAAAAACAGUUCAUCUUGUUCCUGAGUAACAUGGUUCAUGGUAGAAAUAUCGUAACUUUUUGUUUACAUUUAAGAUAAACUGUUUUCAAUGGUAGCCUCCUAGCAUAGCAUCCUCCACUUUCUUUUGUUCUCAGCUUUGGUAUAAACACAUUUUUAUGGUCUACUAGCAAAUGUUUUUGAUUAUGUAUAAAUGUGUCUGUGAUGAAGAAAGAGGAGUCAAGGUUUUCAAAUAUUUCCAGGCUCUGCUCUUCCCCCAUAGUAUUCUCUAAUCACUUUCUUAAUAGUAUUAUGUUAUGCUACAAUUCCUAUUGUAUGUGGACAAAGAUGUAUGUCAGAAUACAUUAUGUUUACCAAUAAAAUAGGUAUUUAUUCCUAACACCA